ACGGAAAUAUGGCUUAAUUGUUGUGAUCAGCGCUGCGUGCUGCGUGGGAAACUGUAACUCCGCACCCCCUUAGCGAAAAGCCCGAAAUGCUUCUGCGGAGUAACGAAACAUGAACUCAAGAUCUGCACUUUUACAGACAAUAAUACCUUUCUGAUUGAAUGCAUAUGAACUUUAAAAAUUAUAAUUUAACUAACUAUACGAAACAAUUGUUUCGGAAAAUGAGAGAUACGGGACUGUGGCUUUUGGUGUCCUUAUUGAUAUUACUUGGUGGAAACGUCCGGCAGUGUGACUCUGCGAGCUCCGUGACCCUCCCAGAGUCCCUGCUAUUCGUGUCCACGUUGGACGGGAACCUGCACGCAGUCAGCAAGCAGACUGGAGAGAUUAAAUGGACGCUCAAAGAAGAUCCCAUCAUCCAGGUUCCCGUCUACUGGGAUGAAUCUGGCUUCCUGCCAGAUCCCAACGACGGGAGCCUCUAUGUGCUGGAAGGCAGGAAUAAGGAAGGUCUGAUGAAGCUGCCGUUCACCAUCCCAGAGCUGGUGCGGUCAUCUCCUUGUCGGAGCUCAGAUGGAGUCCUCUACACAGGGAAGAAGCAGGACACAUGGUUCGUGGUGGACCCUCAAACGGGGGAGAAGCAGACCAGCCUGACCACGGGGUCUUCUGAAUCGGUCUGCCCCUCUACCCCCCUCCUCUAUAUUGGCCGCACAGAAUACAUGAUCACCAUGUAUGACACCAAGACGCGGGAGUUGCGCUGGAACGCCACAUACAAUGACUACUCCGCCCCCGUGUACGACGACAAGUACAACUACAAAAUGGCUCACUUUGCGUCCAGCGGAGAUGGGCUGAUGGUGACAGUGGACCGGGACUCGGGCGACGUUCUGUGGAUGCAGAACUAUGGCUCGCCUGUGGUGGGAGUGUACCUGUGGAUGCAGGAUAGCCUGCGCCGUGCCCCGCACCUCAACCUGGCUAUGGAGACGCUCCGCUACCUCACAUUCACCUCCCAGCACAUCCACACCAUGAGGUGGAGCUACCAGUUUGUCAAGGAGCAGGCCAGCACGAAGACUCAACUCGUACCUACACUCUAUGUAGGAAAACUCAACUCCCAUUUUUAUGCUUCUACAUCAUUGGUGCAUGAGGGUGUGUCUAUAUUGCCUCGUGGUCUUACGCUGGCCAGGAUUGAGGGGCCAACGACCGAGGAGGUCACUGUAAGAGAGCGGGGCGAGUGCGCCAUCACACCCAGCACGGACGUCAAGUACCCAGCAGGAAGCAGCCAUAGCAUACACAACCAAUGGUUGCUCAUCGGUCACCAUGAGCUGCCUCCCAUGGCCCACACCACCAUGCUCCGGGAUUUCCCAGAGAACCUUCAGCAUUCCGGUGAGGCGGUUAUCCCACCGCAGUCCGGGUCCCGCGCUCCGAACCACCAGCAGCUUCCAGAGAACAAGGAAGGAGAUCCCAUUCUGGUGGACAGGGAUUCCCGGGGAGCCGGCAGCCUGCCACUGAGAGCCAUUCUUCCUGAGAGUGUUAUCCAGGACCCCUUCACUCUAGCAGUGCUUACUCUGCUGGUGGGGGGCUGGCUAGCUUUUGUGCUCACCUAUCCACGGCGCAUGGCCCAACAGGAGAAGAUUCAGCAGCAGCAACUGGAAGAGGUCCUGAAGUCCAGGCUGCAACAGCUUCAGGAUCAGCAGGUCUCACCGUCACCCACCGAGACAGCGGGUCCCCGCAGCAGCAGCGACGGAAGCAGACACAGCUUUUCCAAUGGUUCUGCACAACAAAUCUCUCUGCUGACCCCCGACACCCAAGAGCAAGAUGGACUUGGGGCAGGCGACAUGGAGGUGGGGAAAAUCUCCUUCAGCCCCACAGAGGUGCUGGGACAUGGGGCAGAGGGCACCUUUGUGUUUCGGGGCAGCUUUGACGGCCGGAAGGUGGCAGUGAAGCGCAUCCUGCCCGAAUGCUUCGACUUUGCGGAGCGAGAGGUGCAGCUCCUCCGCGAGUCGGACGAACACUCCAACGUCAUUCGCUACUUCUGUACUGAGCGUGACCGGCAGUUUAUCUACAUUGCCAUCGAGCUCUGCGCAGCGACCGUGCAGCAGUAUGUUGAGGACCCAGAAUGUCCAUAUUUGAAUCUGGACCCUGUGACUCUGCUACAGCAGACUAUGUGUGGCCUGAGCCACUUGCACUCUCUCAACAUUGUGCACCGUGACCUGAAGCCACGGAAUAUCCUGCUGUCCAUGCCGGGGCCACUGGGGAAGGUGCGAGCCUUGAUCUCCGACUUUGGCCUGUGUAAGAAGCUGCCUGCUGGACGGCAGAGCUUCAGCCUACGCUCUGGGAUUCCUGGUACUGAAGGCUGGAUCGCCCCCGAAGUGCUUCUUGACCCACCCAGGGACAACCCGACGAGUGCGGUGGACAUCUUCUCGGCAGGAUGCGUUUUCUACUAUGUCGUCUCCAGGGGGCAGCAUCCGUUUGGAAACUCCAUUCACCGGCAAGCUAACAUUCUAGCUGGCAGUUACAUUCUGGGUCACUUCAUGGAAGACCGUCAUGACGACGUGAUAGCCAGGGACCUGGUCGAGCAGAUGAUCAGCCCGGAGCCACAGUCCCGUCCGUCUGCUUCCUGCAUCCUCAAGCACCCCUUCUUCUGGAGUCGUGAGAAGCAGCUGCAGUUCUUUCAGGACGUCAGUGACCGGCUGGAGAAGGAGCCGGCGGACAGCCCCCUCGUACUGAGGCUGGAGUCGGCGGGCAGGGUGGUGGUCCGCACCAACUGGAGGAUGCAUAUCUCAGUGCCGCUGCAGACAGAUCUCAGGAAGUUCCGCACUUACAAGGGCAACUCAGUUCGAGAUUUACUGAGGGCUAUGAGGAAUAAGAAACACCACUACCACGAGCUGCCCCUGGAAGUCCAGGAGACUCUUGGAGAAGUGCCCGAAGGCUUUGUGCACUACUUCACCUCGCGCUUCCCACGGUUGCUUCUGCACACGCACACCGCCCUGCACUUAUGUGCACAGGAGCGUCUCUUCCACACCUAUUAUCCCACGCCAUCUCCCACGUUCCUCAAGGAGUAACACAACGUCAGGGUGACAGUCAAGUCACUCGAGAUCAUCCCCCACUGCCAAGAGUAUCACGUAUCACACUCCAUCCAGAGGGAAUGUUCCUUUCAGAGUUACACAUCCGUGGAAACUGCAAGUGGUGAAAAUACUCUGGGAACAGCGUAAGCACGAAUGUAAAGGCAGGCUGGCAGGCUGCCAGCGAUGGACAGAGGACGACUGAGGAAUUGCAGUUGCUCCAAAGACUACUCAUUCUUUCCUAUUACGUUCAACUGAUGGAGUGUUUCAUAGGUGUACAUUUUUAGUACUCAAACUCUACCCAUAGAAGAGUUACACAUUGGAAAACCAAAGAAGCCUUUCAGUCUUUGAUGCCAAACAAUGGCUUACUUCCCAUGGAUACGAAGAGAUCCCAAGUGUCAUCGCUGUAGAUGGUAAAUUAGAGGAGCCUCUGUCCAAUCUUUGAUUUAAAUUCCCUUAAAAUGACACAGGGCUUGCCCUGUAAAUUACUUGCACCCUGUUGCUUCCAAAUACUGCACGUUAAAAAAAAGUUUAGUUGUUCGACUAACUUAGAAGCAUCCCACCCCCUGUGGAAAGCAUUGGAUUUUAAAAUUAAGGAACCAUACAGCUAGCUACAGAUGUAGAAUAUGAAGAGCCAAAAGUCCUUAUCUAUACCUCAUCCAUUGGUAUACAUCUUGGACCUUUGCACUCGUAAUAUAAACCGAAAACUGCUGCUCAUAAGGUAUACAUUUCAAUGCUGCUCAAAGAGAGACUGACUGAAAACCAGUCAUCUAACCAGCUUUUAAAUGACCAGUACACAACUUAGUUCCUGGACCUGAUGACUUAGAUUUUUACACCAACAGGAAAAUGAAACCUUUUCCAAAACAUUCUAUCUUAACUCAGAAAAUGAUUUCUAGGAAUUAAAGCAAAGAGCAUAAGGAUUGUAUAAUGUGGCUUUUACCCUUUUAUCUGGAGUAAAUUUAGCCUUUCAACACAAAUCUUGUACAUAGGACUCAACACCACCAGGGACACUUUUGUAUCGUUUUGAAAUAAAUAUAUUUUAAAA
This is a messenger RNA of Paramormyrops kingsleyae, 4095 nucleotides long. RefSeq names its product endoplasmic reticulum to nucleus signaling 2 (gene ern2). Gene Ontology annotation, cellular component: IRE1-TRAF2-ASK1 complex. Gene Ontology annotation, molecular function: ATP binding; protein serine/threonine kinase activity; RNA endonuclease activity. Lineage: Eukaryota; Metazoa; Chordata; Actinopteri; Osteoglossiformes; Mormyridae. The record is from RefSeq and is a predicted model, not a curated record. Gene Ontology annotation, biological process: intrinsic apoptotic signaling pathway in response to endoplasmic reticulum stress; mRNA processing; protein phosphorylation.